AUGGCCUUUGGUAGAUCACGAGCUCGUCACCACGCUGGUGGAGCCACCGUCACCACUACAGUCACAACCGUGGAACAACCAGCACCGGCAACAAGAACCCGCGGCACUCGAGGCACUCGGGGCACUCGGGGCACCGGUGCAGUGGGCACAAAACCCACCCUCAGACAGCGCCUCUUUGGCCCCAAGACUAGAACACCAAGGACCACCACGGCGGCUCCAACACGAAGACGCCGUGUCGGCACGCGACGCACACCGGCGACGACUGCCACCACUACCACUCCACGCCGCAAGGCCAGCGUGAGCGACAAGGUCUCCGGUGCGAUGCUCAAGUUGAAGGGGAGUCUUACCCGAAGGCCGGGCCAGAAGGCCGCCGGCACGAGACGCAUGCAUGGGACAGACGGCCGAGGGAGUCGUCGAUACUACUAG
Molecule: messenger RNA, 426 nt
Organism: Cladophialophora carrionii CBS 160.54
Lineage: Eukaryota; Fungi; Ascomycota; Eurotiomycetes; Chaetothyriales; Herpotrichiellaceae
Exons: 1
Coding region: 1-426 (141 amino acids)
Source: RefSeq, a predicted model, not a curated record